Anthonomus grandis grandis is the source of this 1030-nucleotide messenger RNA. It is a transcript of the gene Dcps, whose product is annotated as m7GpppX diphosphatase. Bases 38 to 1030 code for a protein of 330 amino acids. The record is from RefSeq and is a predicted model, not a curated record. Gene Ontology annotation, cellular component: nucleus; P-body. Gene Ontology annotation, biological process: deadenylation-dependent decapping of nuclear-transcribed mRNA. Gene Ontology annotation, molecular function: hydrolase activity; RNA 7-methylguanosine cap binding. The transcript is spliced from 4 exons. Lineage: Eukaryota; Metazoa; Arthropoda; Insecta; Coleoptera; Curculionidae.
ACCUAACCCUACUUACCCAUGCUGUUUGUUUACAAACAUGGUGGAAGAAAACGAGCAAAGCAGCGGGGAACCGGCGAGAAAACAAGCGAAACUCGUGGAAAACUCCACAGUUUCCGCGCACGGAAAGUUAAAAGACUUGUCGGGCUUCAAACUAACGGACGUGCUACAAAACAACACGAAAGCCAAAACGAUUUUCCUGCGGGGCAAGUUCGAAGCGGAGGAGGGCGAAGCGCUGGUUAUCCUGGAGAAAACCGCGUUUUGCGGCGAGAAUUUCACGCAGGAAAGCGAUUAUUUUUCACAAAAGAGCGCCCUAGAGAAAGUAUUCCAGAAUGACGUUUAUGCAGACUACAAGUACUUCCCUGUUCAAGAGCUCAACAGCGUAAAGACCACAAUAGUACAUCCAGCUACUGAGAAGCACAUUUCAAAGUACUCAAUCCAAAACUUGUACAUGCUAAAUGAAACUCCAGAAAUCUACAACAAAUUCACUUUGCCACACUUGAACACAGACAAAUUUGACUUGCAGUGGGUCUACAACAUCUUGGAACACAAAUCAGAGACAGACAGGAUCCUUGUGGAGGAUUCAGACCCUGUAAACGGCUUUGUGGUUGUUCCAGACUUAAAGUGGGCUGGAGAAAUAGACACUUUGUAUUUUUUGGCACUUUGCAACCAACGAGGGAUUAAAAGUAUUAGAGAUUUGACUGGGGAGCAUUUACCGUUGCUGAAGAAUAUCAGAGAUAAGACUGUGGCCGCCCUAACCUCAAAGUACGGACUGGACAGUUCACAAUUAAGAAUCUACUUCCAUUAUCAGCCGUCGUUCUACCAUCUGCACGUGCAUUUCACUUAUUUACGCCAUGAGGCUCCCGGUAUCUUGGCCGAGAGGGCCCACAUGCUCACCUCGGUCAUAAGCAACCUGGAGUUGCUACCGGAUUAUUACCAGAGGGCCACGAUCCCUUACGUCCUACGGGAAAACGACAAACUGUUCGCCAAAUUAGAGAAGGAGGGUCUCUUAAAGAAGAAGGAAAAUGUAUAA